This is a messenger RNA of Mesorhabditis spiculigera, 1065 nucleotides long. Lineage: Eukaryota; Metazoa; Nematoda; Chromadorea; Rhabditida; Rhabditidae. The record is from the annotation of a GenBank genome assembly.
AUGUCAACCGACAGAAUCUGUUGCGGUCUCGUGCAUUGCAAGGUUGCGGCUUUGGCCUUCUGGGGCCUCCGCAUGUUCCUGCUCGCCGUGACGGCGUGGAUCUGGUCGUUCGAUGAUCUGGAUGAAACUUACUGGUUUGGUCUGCUCGUAUUCAGCGCGAUCAUCUGCGUCGUAAUGGGUAUCGCCGUGAUUAAGGAUUGUGCCAAGAUGACCAAGGUCACCUACUGGCUUCAGGCACUUUCCAUCACGACCUUCGUGGUGAUGAUCAUCUUCCUGUUCUGGAAGAUGCCUUCGAAGGAGGUGGUGCCCAAUGAAAUGAUCACGAUGCGCCGCCGACAUGAUAUGGAUACCAUGCUCACCCUGGCGGUGCUGAUCAUCGUCGGCAUCUGGGAGCUGAUCAUCACCCGUUCCUUCUACAAUCACCUGAAAAGUCUGCUGACCUCUCGGAGCCCUUCCUCCGCGAGCCCAACUACCAGUCGUACAGCUUCUACAAGAACCACGGUGACGGCAAAUACCACGCCCCGAUGCCCACCAUCUGAUAUGCCCUCAAAAGUGGCGCCGUCGGUAGAGCCGAAGAAGGGUACCCCUAUAUCGAAGACUAGAAGAGAUCCCGAACCAGGAACGAUUGAACAACUUGCACAACAAGAAGCGUUGAUCAAGCGGUCGUCUACGUGCUAUGAAAGUUCCCGGAAGCGCUGCAUGUCGAUUAGGGCGCAGUUUCGAAAGAAAAUGGCUGCGAAGGUGUCAAAGCAGUUCGGCCUAAACGAUCUGGGCUCCAGAAUACAAGAGAUAAUUGGUCACGCCAGCACGCGACCUGAGGAAAAGACUGGAUCCCGCGCGCUACAGCUCAUCGAAAGUGCCAAGAACUACACCGAGACGAUGAGUGAGGCCGGCGUGUCCAUGGAAGAACUCAUCGCCUCUUGUGAAUCCUUGGACAAGGCAGCCGAUAUGAUUGAUUGGGCGGGGAUGCUUGAUGCAAUCGACGAAUUCGAGCGCAGAUUCUCCAGGUUCUCCGACCUAUUGAAUCGCGCCGAUCAACUCUACGCCGGCCUUCCUCGAGGGGAC